Molecule: messenger RNA, 1263 nt
Organism: Penicillium mononematosum
Lineage: Eukaryota; Fungi; Ascomycota; Eurotiomycetes; Eurotiales; Aspergillaceae
Product: aromatic ring-hydroxylating oxygenase subunit alpha
Exons: 2
Coding region: 1-1263 (420 amino acids)
Molecular function (GO): 2 iron, 2 sulfur cluster binding; iron ion binding
Source: RefSeq, a predicted model, not a curated record
AUGUCGAUGCUCAAGAAUUACCUCGGACUUGGGGAAACAGAGGCACGUCCCACCUCUGCCGACAAUUCCCCAGUUCACCCUCUCCCCGCCUCGUGGUAUUCUUCACAGGAUAUACAUGAAUUUGAGCGACGCGCCAUCUUCAGUCGGAAAUGGCUUUUAACCACACACAAAUUGCGUUUCGCCAAAACGGGCGACUGGCUCCGUUACAAUAUCGCCGGGUACGCUUUCAUUUUGGUGAAAGACCGCGAGGGAAAUGUCAAUGCUUUCCACAAUGUCUGUCGGCACCGUGCAUUCCCAGUGGUUACCGAAGAGGGUGGCACCUCCCGGAUUUUCUCUUGUCAAUAUCACGGAUGGUCCUAUGGCCUUAAUGGCAAACUUGCCAAGGCACCCGGGUACCAAGAGGUGGAGGGUUUCGAUAAGAGCAAGAACGGCCUGCUUCCCAUCCACGUUCAUAUUGAUGCCAACGGUUUCAUCUGGCUCAAUUUAGAUGCUGGCGAGGAACCCGAGAUUUCCUGGGAAGAUGACUUCAAAGGAAUCGACCUACAGCCACGUUUCGAGGGGUUUGACUUCGAGGACUAUAACUUCGAUAGCACCUGGGAGAUCACCGGAGAGUACAACUGGAAGAUCAUGGCAGACAAAUAUAACACGGCUCACUCUGACGUUCCCUCGGGUUCCGAUCUCAGCUCAUAUGCCGUGGAUGGCAAAUCCACAUCCGAGGAGAUUGCCAAUGGGCUGAAGACUGCCACCACUUACUAUUUCCCUAAUGCUGCUAUGACCGUCUCACCCCACUUCUUCUUCAUGCAGCGACUCGUGCCGACGGGUCCCACCACAUGCUCAGUGCGCUGCGAAGUCUACCGCAACAAGAACUCUAGCGAUGAGGAGUUUGAAACCAUCAACGAAGUGUACAAGCGUAUUAUUUCCGAACGCAAAGAUCUCUGCGUUGAGACACAAAAGAAUAUAACCACCGGAGACUUUGCGAAUGAGCAACCCCACUCUACGGGAGAGGGACUGGUCCACUUCCAGGCUGUUGUUCGUGACUUGAUCACAGAGCAUCAUAAGCGGGAAGAGGAUGCAGGGGAGGAAUUCUGGCCUGCACGACAAAGACUCCCCAAGGACGAGGCAGUCAGCAAAGAUGAUAUGGACUUCUGCUCUAAGCUGACAACAAAGGACGGAUCAGCGUUGGCUGGGGGUUGUUGUGGAGGAGGAUGUGGGGGUGGACCUCCCCUGCGGGAAGCGACGGCGCCUGAGACUAUGGUGGUUUAA